This is a messenger RNA of Etheostoma cragini (Arkansas darter), 3297 nucleotides long. RefSeq names its product amyloid beta (A4) precursor protein b (gene appb). Gene Ontology annotation, cellular component: plasma membrane; membrane raft; early endosome. The coding region runs from base 176 to 2437 and encodes 753 amino acids. The record is from RefSeq and is a predicted model, not a curated record. Gene Ontology annotation, molecular function: serine-type endopeptidase inhibitor activity; signaling receptor activator activity; transition metal ion binding. The transcript has 18 exons. NCBI's taxonomy places the organism in Eukaryota, Metazoa, Chordata, Actinopteri, Perciformes, Percidae. Gene Ontology annotation, biological process: central nervous system development; axonogenesis.
CUCCAGCCCAGACCAAACACAUCCAGCCUCUCAGUCAGGAGCUAAACAGGGAGGGAUCACAGGGAUUUGGGACACUUCAUCCGCUGUUGUCGAAACGUAUCUCCACUUGCCUUGACAUUUUUAUUCUUAACGGAAAAUCCUUGACCAUAACGGGGCAGCUGGAUACUGGGACGGCAUGGGAGAGCUUACGGCGUUUCUGCUGUUACUGGUGGCGACCUUGACGCUUUCAUCCGAGGUGCCUGCUGAUGACUCUGUGAGUUUGCUAACUGAGCCCCAGGUGGCCAUGUUCUGCGGGAAGCUCAACAUGCAUAUUAAUGUGCAGAGUGGCAAAUGGGAGUCUGACCCCUCCGGCACCAAGAGCUGCAUCGGCACCAAGGAGGGCAUCCUGCAGUACUGCCAAGAGGUGUACCCGGAGUUGCAAAUCACAAAUGUUGUGGAGGCCAACCAGCCCGUCAGCAUCCAGAACUGGUGCAAGAAAGGCCGCAAGCAGUGCCGCACUCACACUCACAUUGUGGUGCCAUACCGCUGCCUGGUUGGGGAGUUUGUGAGCGAUGCCCUGCUUGUUCCUGACAAAUGUAAGUUCCUGCACCAGGAGCGUAUGGACCAGUGUGAGAGUCACCUGCACUGGCACACUGUAGCCAAAGAGUCCUGUGGAGACCGCUCUAUGAAUCUCCAUGACUACGGGAUGCUGCUGCCAUGUGGUAUUGACCGUUUCCGAGGGGUGGAGUUUGUCUGCUGUCCGGCGGAGGCAGAGCGAGAGUCAGACAGCACAGAGCUAGAAGGGGAGGAGUCAGACGUCUGGUGGGGCGGAGCUGAGACCGAAUACUCUGAUAACAGCAUGUCUCGCCCGGCAGACACAGAGCCAGUCAUCGCUGAGGAUGAGGAAGAUGAGGAUGAAGACACGGAGACUUUUGAAAGGGAUGAAAAUGGAGAUGGCAACGAAGGGGAAGAUGAUGAAGAGGACGACGAUGACAUGACCAAUGAACGGGAUAGCGAUGAACACAACGCUAACAUUGCCAUGACAACCACCACCACCACCACCACUGAAUCAGUUGAGGAAGUUGUGCGCGCUGUUUGUUGGGCUCGUGCUGAGUCAGGCCCAUGUCAUGCCAUGCUGGAGCGCUGGUACUUCGUGCCCGAGAAGGGCAGCUGUGUUCCCUUCUUGUUUGGGGGCUGUGGGGGCAACAGGAAUAACUUUGGCUCAGAGGAGUACUGCCUAGCUGUCUGCGGCAGCUCGUUGCCCACCAUGGCCCCUAGUCCUCCAGACGCCGUGGAUCAGUACCUCGAAUCUCCCGGCGACGACAAUGAACACUCUGACUUCCAGAAGGCCAAGGAAAGCCUGGAGGCCAAACACCGGGAAAAGAUGUCCCAGGUGAUGAGGGAGUGGGAAGAGGCAGAGAGGCAGACCAAGAACCUUCCUCGUGCUGACAAGAAGGCUGUCAUCCAGCACUUCCAGGAGAAGGUGGAGGCUCUAGAGUGGGAGGCAGCAGGGGAGAGGCAGCAGCUGGUGGAAACACACAUGGCCCGGGUGGAAGCUCUGCUCAACAGUCGCCGGCGCCUGGCUCUGGAAAAUUACCUCACUUCCCUACAGGCAAACCCUCCACAGGCUCGUCAGGUGUUGAGCCUGCUGAAGAAGUACGUCCGUGCAGAGCAGAAGGACAGGCAGCACACACUGAAACAUUACGAGCAUGUCCGCACGGUCGAUCCCAAAAAGGCGGCACAGAUCCGACCUCAGGUUUUGACCCACCUACGCGUAAUUGUCGAGAGGAUGAAUCAGUCUGUCGGUCUGCUCUACAAAGUGCCCAGUGUGGCGAAUGAGAUCCAAAACCAAGUCUCUGUGAUAAUGCAGAGAGUUCAAUCUGAGCUGUCUCAGCAAGUCUCUUCCCUGCAGAGUGAUGGGCGGGUGGACGGCAGGGUGAGUUACGGUAACGACGCUCUGAUGCCUGAUCAGGCCUACAGCUCUGCUCCUAUGUACCCUGGCCUGGACGAACAGGGCUCCAUCCAUCCUGAGAGCUUCAACCAGCCCAACACAGACAACCACGUUGAGCCUGUUGAUGCGCGUCCAUUUCCAGAUAGGGGACUCCCCACACGACCUGUAUCUGCCCUAAAGCCAGAGGAGAUGCCAAAAGUGCGGACGGAGACUGAAGAGGAGCAAAGUGUUGGUUAUGAAGUUUACCCUCAAAAGCUGGUGUUUUUCGCUGAGGAUGUGGGGUCCAAUAAAGGUGCCAUCAUUGGACUUAUGGUUGGAGGGGUUGUCAUAGCAACUGUCAUUGUCAUUACCUUAGUGAUGCUGAGGAAGAAACAAUAUACUUCCAUUCAUCACGGUGUAAUUGAGGUGGAUGCGGCAGUGACACCAGAGGAGCGUCAUCUGGCCAAGAUGCAGCAGAACGGUUACGAGAAUCCCACCUACAAAUUUUUCGAGCAGAUGCAGAACUAAAGAACUGCUAAACAUUUUCUCCGGACGUACCCCCACACGGUCACUCGUAGGUUCUGUUCCAUUUUUGGUCCCUUGCCCUCAGCCCCUACGCCAUCACUUUCUUGCCAUGUUAAAGGUAAAGGUGUGAAGAGUAAUGCCAGGGCUGAUUUUUAUCUUAUUUUGUUAAGGUAGGAAAAGAUCCAUGAAAUCUUUGUAUCAGUAAACGUCUCAGUCAGGGGUUUGGGCCAAAGGAAAAUGACAUGGAACAAAGCCUUCUUAAUCCCAGAUCCAUUGAUUGUAAAGAGCCACUUGAGCUUACAUUUACCUGCCAUUAAGACAAGACAAGGGUACCCUGUUUCACCUGCACUUUUCCGCCAAUCACAACAAAAAUUUCAGUUUGUACUGAAAACCCCUUUUGACAAUUUAAAUCAAAUAUCUCCAAGCAUCCAAGCAGUUUAAUUCCCAGUCUCUCCCUCAUCACCUCAACUGUUCCAUCCCCCUCUCCAAUGACAGCUGUGCUGUGUUUGAUGACGUAACAGCUCUUAGAGCUGGCAAUGGCAGGAGGGGCUCCUCCUCGCACAAUUAAAGCCCAACUGUUUCAGGUUUGUUUUUCAAAAAAGGAGAAAAAAAAUGCAGAAAAAAUUAAAAUCAACAUAUGUAAAAGUUGAAGAUUAUUGAAUGUUUUGUUUGAUUUUUUUUUUUUUAUGUGAAUAUAUUAAGACGGAGAUCCGCUGUAAGUAUGUGUAGUGCAUGGCAAUAUUGAUGACAAAUACAGUAUACUGUAUGUUGAGGUCCUCAGGAGCGGUCCUCUUACUAGAUAUUUUAGCAGGAUUGUACAUUUCUAAUGUCUUCUUUGUGAUCUUGUGCUAUGAAGAAGAGAA